Oenanthe melanoleuca is the source of this 792-nucleotide messenger RNA. Its product is annotated as insulin-like growth factor 2 mRNA-binding protein 1. The record is from RefSeq and is a predicted model, not a curated record. Gene Ontology annotation, molecular function: mRNA 3'-UTR binding. The transcript has 7 exons. The annotation marks the transcript as partial. Gene Ontology annotation, cellular component: nucleus; cytoplasm; cytosol. Gene Ontology annotation, biological process: nervous system development; regulation of gene expression. Lineage: Eukaryota; Metazoa; Chordata; Aves; Passeriformes; Muscicapidae.
AGGCUGCAGGAGCUGACCCUGUACAACCCCGAGCGCACCAUCACGGUGAAGGGCUCUGCCGAGAGCUGCUGCCGCGCCGAGCAGGAGAUCAUGCGCCGCGUGCGCGAGGCCUACGAGAACGACGUGGCGGCCAUGAGCCUGCAGUCCCACCUGAUCCCCGGUCUCAACCUGGCCGCCGUCGGGCUCUUCCCGUCCUCGUCCCCGGCGGUGCCGCCGCCCCCGAGCGGCGUCUCUGGGGCUGCCCCCUACAGCUCCUUCCUGCCCCCCGAGCAGGAGACGGUGCACGUGUUCAUCCCGGCGCAGGCCGUGGGCGCCAUCAUCGGCAAGAAGGGGCAGCACAUCAAGCAGCUCUCGCGCUUCGCCAGCGCCUCCAUCAAGAUCGCGCCCCCGGACGCUCCGGACUCCAAGGUGCGCAUGGUGGUCAUCACCGGCCCGCCCGAGGCGCAGUUCAAGGCUCAGGGCAGGAUUUACGGGAAGCUGAAGGAGGAGAAUUUUUUCGGGCCCAAGGAGGAGGUGAAGCUGGAGACGCACAUCCGAGUGCCGGCCGCGGCCGCCGGGCGCGUCAUCGGCAAGGGCGGCAAGACCGUGAACGAGCUGCAGAACCUGACGGCCGCAGAGGUCGUGGUGCCGCGGGAACAAACGCCCGACGAGAACGAGCAGGUGAUCGUCAAAAUCAUCGGGCACUUCUACGCCAGCCAGAUGGCGCAGCGCAAGAUCCGCGACAUCCUGGCGCAGGUGAAGCAGCAGCAGCAGAAGGGGCAGAGCGGGCAGAGCCAAUCCCGGAGGAAAUAG